Messenger RNA from Aureobasidium namibiae CBS 147.97, 780 nucleotides. RefSeq lists its product as uncharacterized. NCBI's taxonomy places the organism in Eukaryota, Fungi, Ascomycota, Dothideomycetes, Dothideales, Saccotheciaceae. The record is from RefSeq and is a predicted model, not a curated record. Bases 1 to 780 code for a protein of 259 amino acids. The transcript has a single exon.
AUGAAACAAGAUCCAUCCCUUCUGUCGACCGCAUACUCUAAUCGCGACAACAUUGCUCCCUCUAAUAGCCACCGUCGCUCUCUAUCCCUGUCGAACUCCAGCAUGACAAAUCUCAAAUCGCAGCACGAGAUUGAAGGCGGAUCAUUCUCCAGCAACAACAGCGAUCAUAGCUCUACCUCAGUACAGUCCAUGUCUCCUCGCACCACGUAUGCUGGUUGCAGUACCGCUUCCGCUCGCAACACUUCAUCUGUUCCUCCCUCUGUGGUUGGCGACGGUGCAAAUCAGUUCUCGCCAGACCAGUGGGUCAUAUCACCAGAGGAGCGCGCUCUCAUGACCAACAGUGCGCACUUUGCUCGUGACCGUCGUCGCCGUCGUACUGCUAUUCAGCUCGAAGCUCCCUUGAAGUCACCUCUCCAUUUAUCAUCGUCACCGCCCUCUUUCCCUCGUAUUCGUUCGCCUGUUUCUCCUGUCGCACCACAUCACUCCCCGGUUCCUGACGGUUUUCGCAAUGACGGUUGUUCAGAUGUUGCUCCUUCAACUACUCCGGAUACUGACAGUGUACCUCCUCGUGGUCGUCUGCAGCGCUCAUUCACACCCUCCGAGCGUAAAGAUGCUGGACCCGCCAUCCUACCCGGUCUUCUGCGUCGCCUGGGCCGCCCAUUCUCUGGCCCAUGGCGAGGCCCUUCAUCACUACUUACUUCUAUUCCCGCGACUGAUACACAGGCAGCAGGUUCUUUGUCGCGUUUGCGUCGUAUGUUCUCUCGUCGUCGCAGGGGUUGA